GAAGUUAUAAAAUUAAUUGGUAAAGUUUCUAACAUUCAUCCCACUUAAAAUAGAUUGACUCAAUUUGGUAGCAUUCACACUGAAAUUAUAUCUAUACUAUAGGUAUUACAUUUUACCAUUGUAAUAUAUAUUUCAGGGACCUGGUUUAAUUCAUCCAUAUUUGCAAAUAGACUCAUUAAUGGGCCUGCUUUAUUAAAAUGUUGCACUAUGUGCAAUUUUAGGGAUCAGGGGACAGGUAUUUUGAGCCCUAAUCAAAAUGAAACCAAUCCAUUUGUGAUACUCCUUCGUGUCGCCCUUAUGUUUUCCUUGUUCCAUAUUUCUUCUUCUUCUUCUUCUUCAUUUUUCUAGUUGUAGAUUCUUGUUCUAGUUGCUGAAAAUGGGCCCAGUAGGUGCAGAGGCUGAUGAGAACCAGACAGUGGAAGAAAUGAAGGUGGAGAAGUAUCAUCCACAGCAAACCACUCCUAGAGGUGAGCUGGCCCCCGACCCUGAGCCAGAGCUUAUAGACAGCACCAUGCUGAUUGAGGUACGGAUUAUCCUCAUAUUAGCUUAUUGCUCCAUCAUCUUGCUUGGGGUAAUUGGAAACUCUUUGGUGAUUCAUGUGGUGAUCAAAUUCAAGAGCAUGCGCACAGUAACCAACUUUUUCAUUGCCAAUCUGGCUGUGGCAGAUCUUCUGGUGAACACCCUGUGCUUGCCAUUCACUCUUACGUACACCUUGAUGGGGGAGUGGAAAAUGGGUCUUGUCCUAUGCCACCUGGUUCCCUAUGCCCAGGGCCUGGCAGUACAAGUGUCCACCAUCACCUUGACAGUCAUUGCCCUGGACCGGCACCGUUGCAUCGUCUACCACCUGGAGAGCAAGAUCUCCAAGAGAAUCAGCUUCCUGAUUAUUGGCAUGGCCUGGGGCAUCAGCGCCCUGCUAGCCAGCCCCCUGGCCAUCUUCCGCGAGUAUUCGCUGAUUGAGAUUAUUCCUGACUUUGAGAUUGUGGUCUGUACAGAGAAGUGGCCUGGCGAGGAGAAGAACAUCUAUGGCACUGUCUACAGCCUUUCUUCCUUGCUAAUCCUGUAUGUGUUGCCUCUUUGCAUCAUAUCCUUUUCCUACACCCGUAUCUGGAGUAAACUUAAGAACCAUGUGAGCCCUGGAGCUGCCAAUGAUCACUACCAUCAGCGAAGGCAGAAGACCACCAAAAUGCUGGUGUGUGUGGUCGUGGUGUUUGCGGUCAGCUGGUUGCCUCUCCACGCCUUCCAGCUUGCUGUGGACAUUGACAACCAAGUCCUCGACCUGAAGGAGUACAAACUCAUCUUCACCGUGCUCCACAUUAUCGCCAUGUGUUCCACCUUUGCCAACCCCCUCCUCUAUGGCUGGAUGAACAGCAACUAUAGGAAGGCUUUCCUCGCAGCCUUCCGCUGUGAGCAGAGGUUGGAUGCCAUCCACUCUGAGGUGUCUGUGACAUUCAAGACUAAAAAGAACCUGGAAGUCAAAAAGAACAAUGGCCCCCGUGACUCUUUCACGGAGGCUACCAACGUCUAAGGAAGCUCUGGUAUGAAAAUUGGUAGCUGAAUUCUGACCAGAGCUAUAAAUCUGGUUGAGGAGAGCUCCCAGGUGCAUCCUGAUUUCCCACUUUAAGGAGGAAAAGGAGGAUCUGAAUGGAAGCAUCUGCAGUAGAAUCUGUGGAAACCUGGGUGGCAAAGCGUUGGUGAAAAGACUCCUAUUCAAAGAUACAACACACAGUUUGCCUAUGGUUGCUUGGAUGGUCGGUCAAAGUCUGAGUAAAAGCAGAGAGGGAUGCUUUUGACUACUUCCCAGAAUGAAGGAAACCCGAACAAGGAAUUGGCAUUAUCAGCAUUGCUAAAAAAUGGUGGCUAAAUAAGUUGCCUUUCAAAUCAUAUUAGGGCGUCGACAGGGGGUGAUGUGCUGCUCACUGCCCCCUCAUCUGAGGAAAAGACUACCCAAAAUCAAUUUCCCUAGGGAGCCACAGGCUCUUCUUUAUUGUAUUUUUUUAAAAUUAUUCUUCCUAUGGACCAAUCCUUCAGGGAGCAUUACCAACUAUUUGAACGACUUACAGGAAAUAAGCUGAAAUUUGCUAUAUAAUUAGUAUUUUGGCCAGUGAUGGGGGAAAUCUUUAUUCAGUUAGCCAAUUGUUCUUAAAACCAAAUGCACAUUUAGUGAAAACUUUCUUCAACUCAGAAGAGAAGGCUGAAAUUCUCAGAAUUAUAGAAAUGUAAACAGUCAUGUAGCUUCUCAUUUCAAGUUGUGACUGCUUUAUAUAGAUACU
Messenger RNA from Leptonychotes weddellii (Weddell seal), 2270 nucleotides. It is a transcript of the gene NPY2R, whose product is annotated as neuropeptide Y receptor Y2. Gene Ontology annotation, biological process: G protein-coupled receptor signaling pathway. The record is from RefSeq and is a predicted model, not a curated record. Gene Ontology annotation, molecular function: neuropeptide Y receptor activity. Gene Ontology annotation, cellular component: membrane. NCBI's taxonomy places the organism in Eukaryota, Metazoa, Chordata, Mammalia, Carnivora, Phocidae.